Messenger RNA from Danio rerio (zebrafish), 2615 nucleotides. The record is from RefSeq and is a predicted model, not a curated record. Lineage: Eukaryota; Metazoa; Chordata; Actinopteri; Cypriniformes; Danionidae.
UGUACAAUCCGGAUCCAGCAGGUGUCGGUGUUCCUCCGCGCCCUCGACACGACAAGAAGCCGAAGAAGAGCGAAUAAUUCUGUUUACUUUUUAAGAUAAAUGACGCCUCGGCUAUCUCAUGUGCGUUUUAGUAUAAAUUAAUUUUAUCUAACGGAAAAAGCACUAAAAUAUCUGUGUGUAAUAUUUAAUGUGUUUCUCCUAAAAGCCGCUCAAACAUCUCGCACGUGUUUCUCAUUUCCAUUCAGUUGAUUUUAAACGCAGGAACUGUAUAAGCGGAUAUGGCAGUUUUCCCUCAGCUGUCAAUGAGUCCAGAAGUGCGGGAGCAUCUCCAUACAGUUUACACCAAUGACGAGGCGGUGUGUGAGCUGGGUGCAGGUGUAGCGGAGCAGCAGUUUGAGGCUCUGCUGUGGUGUUUGUCUCAUCCUCCUCUUUACACCUGUCUGAGGGUCAGCACACACCUGCACCCACUGCGGGACGUCCAGCACCGGCUGCAGCAGCACCUGGAACAGAUUCAGUGCAGAUGUCCAGCUGUUCACACUCACCCUGAGCUACCAGAUGUGCUGCUGCUUCCUGUCUGCGGCCCCAGGCCCGUGGAGCCUGUGGCGUCUGCAGUGAUAGUGGGCUCUCAGUGUGGCAGUGCAGUUCUCAGAGGAGCUCAUGUGUUCACGCCAGGCAUCAUCAGCACACACAAGUUCAUGAAAGCAGGUGACGUGGUGUCUGUGUUCUCUGACGUGGAGGGAAAAUGCACACGAGGAGCCACCGAGUUCAAUGGGAAGAAGGUGUUUGUGGGUAAUGGAGUCUCAGAGGUGAAUCGUUCAGAGUUAUUCAGCUCUGAUAAACCCGGCAGAGGCUUGGCCAUCAGGAUGACUGAACCUCUCUAUCAGAGCCCUUCAUUUGAUGGUGUUCUUACAGACGAGCUCUUCCUGCAGAACCUGCCGUCGGUGGUUGUUGGUUAUGUAUUAGGGCCUCGGCCUGGAGAGCGAGUGCUGGACAUGUGUGCUGCUCCUGGAGGAAAAACCACACACAUCGCUUCUCUCAUGGGCAACCAGGGUGUCGUUGUGGCCUUGGAGAAAGUCCGCUCAAAGAUGGAGAAGAUCCUUCGAAAUGCACAGAUGCUGAAGUUAGACUGUAUUAAAGCGUAUUGCUGUAACAGUAUACAUGCUGUGAGCUCUGACCCUGCACAGGAGUACACUGAAGGUCCCCCGUUUCCGGAGGAGAGUUUUGACCGCAUCUUGUUAGAUGCUCCAUGCAGUGGUUUGGGUCAAAGACCAAACAUGAGCUACAGCUGGAGUCUCAAAGAAGUGUGUUCAUACCAGCCUCUGCAGAGAAAACUCUUUACCACGGCGGUGCGUCUGUUAAAGUCAGGUGGUGUUCUGGUCUACAGCACCUGCACGGUGACUCUGGCGGAGAAUGAGGAGCAGGUGUCCUGGGCCCUCAAGACCUUCCCCUGUUUAACACUUCAGCCGCAGGUUCCUCAUGUGGGAUCAGAGGGCAUGCUGGGAGCCGGUCUGUCAUGUGAGCAGCGGCGGCUCCUGCAGAGGUUUCGUCCAGAAUUGGGCUGGACAGGAGAGCGUUUCACAUUUUCACUAGAGAAACUCCCGCAGGACGCAAACCAGGACACCAUCGGCUUCUUCAUCGCAAAGUUCAGCAAGAGAUAGUGGAGUACGGCAUCACAAUACUUUCUGCAGCACCUCGUAGCCCUUGAGUGAAGGUCCAACGAGAACAACCGGCCUCAUCGACGGCACCACAUCAUAUGGAGGAGCAUGCUCCGUCUGUACAGCGGCACACAAACACAACAUAAACACACACUCACCUUACACGAUACAGAGACACAACGAUCAAGACCAACCUAAAUGCUUCAAGUGUCAAAUUUAACGUCAGCAGGCAUGUUCUUAUAUUUGCUGAAUAUUUAAAGGGACAGUUCACCCAAAAAGGAAAAUUCGAUCAUCAUUGACUUGUUCAAAGCCUAUUUGAGAUUCUUUCUUCACAAAAGAAGAUAUUUUGAAGAAUGCUGGUAGCUGGCUGAAUUUCAUAGUCAUUAUUUUUGCCUUCUACGAAAGUCAAUGGGUUGUAUUCUUUGAAAUAUCUUUUUUUGGGGGGUUCUACAGAAGAAAGAAACUCAUAAAACCACACAAGGGAGAAUUAAUGAUGAGCAAAUGUUCAUUUUUGGGUGAACUAUGCCUUUAAAAAAUGACAGCAGUUCUUUGCAUGCAUUUCUAUAUAUAACUAAUGUAAUGCAUUAAUUUUGGCUGAAAACAAACCUACAUUAAAUUUGACACCCACUUGAAAACUCAAAACACACACCAUGUUUAGUAGAAUGAUGUAUUCUUACCAGGGUUUUAUAACAGAACAGUAAGCAAAUGAUACCAUUAUUAUUUAUACAGUUGUGUAUAGUAUACAAGAUCGAUGUUGAAGUAACACUUUAUAUAUGAAUCUGGUUACAGACUGAUUUUGAGCAUUGAUAGAGUACUUAGAGUUGUGUAAUUAUUGUCAAUCAUUGUUUAAAGUUAUCUGACAUUGUCAAGAUGGCAUUGUUAUCACCCAGUUUAACUCUUGUCAUAUUUUUUAUGCCCAUUGUAAACUAUAGUGAAUAAACUGAUGCUAUGAGAAAUGUU